Molecule: messenger RNA, 1583 nt
Organism: Cylicocyclus nassatus
Lineage: Eukaryota; Metazoa; Nematoda; Chromadorea; Rhabditida; Strongylidae
Source: the annotation of a GenBank genome assembly
AUGCUAAACGCCACCUCAGCCAACUCGAAGGACAACCUUACUGUCUUCUUUAUCGAUUUGGUUAGGAAAGAGUACUGCUAUACACCCGGUGAGAAAAUUCAAGGACGGGUACUCUUGAAACUUUCUGAAGGCUCUCUCGACAUCACAUCCCUCAAGAUCACACUCAUGGGCUUAGGAAGAGUGAACAUAAAAGGAAAGAAGGAUGAAUCGCUACAGAAGAGUAUAGUCUAUAUGAAAAAAGAAUGGUCAAUCAUCACUUCACCGACGACGCUCUAUGAACACGAGAAGCAAUAUGAUUUUGAGGACGCUCUUCCCGAUAAUUUACCAAGCUCUUUCUACUCAACAAAAGGACAUGUACAGUACUCAAUUAUCGCGGUGCUUGAGUACAAAAAUAGCGAUGGUGAACCCUCAUUGCUGAAAGCAGUUCGCGGAAUUACAGUGAUUGAAGAUGUGGAUCUGAACAAGCUCUCAAAAACCUUCUUCGAACCGAUAUCCGAGUUCGAACAACGAAAAUUCGGAUGGUUUUCCUGUUUUGGUGGACAAAUUCGUCUUACAGUGAAUAUCGAUCGAACAGCAUUCGUUUGCGGUGAGGGAAUGACAGUCGUCGGAAGAAUCGAGAACAAAAGCGAGAAACAUGUGGAAAAGGUUAGCGCGACAUUUUUACGAAUUGUACGAUUUGGUGUGGAUAUAGAAGAAAGCAGUGAGACCACCUUAAUCGAUACUCAAGAAAUGCAGGAGGAUAUUCUAGCAAUGUCCGUCGAGCAAGGUGCCAUUAUCAAAAUUGACAAGAAAAUUCACAUUCCUCCAGUUGUUCCCAGUACCCCAACGCCCUCGUCUCAACACCCAGACCUCCAUCGUGGAGAUGGUGGAAGAUUCAACCUCAGAAGAAAAUCGCAUAUUUUCGCAGCUCGUCUCUCGAUCAGUAGCCAGCGUUCCCGGACUUCGCUCUCAUCACCGCUAAUCCAGAGACUUAUGCUCAUCUCAUAUAAGUAUUGCAUAAGAGUCAAAUGUGGAGGUGUGGAUAUAAUUACAAUCAAUGUGCCGGUCAUUAUCGGUUCAAGACCUCUAGCUGACACACUCAAUAAGGAUCUCUCAGUGCCCAGGGACACGAAUUGUACUGCCGUGUACAAACUGUGCAAACACGAUCGAGCGAUUCCAUUACUGGAUAGUAAGGAACGAACGUUGUGCAAUAAAGCUCAGCUUCAACACUUCAACAAGUACCCGGUCUUCUCAGAACUGAGCACGUCAUCGAAGCAAAGCAGAAAACUCGGAGUGAUUGCGAAAGCGAUUCGAACAGAAAACAAAGUGAUGAACACGAUGAUGCAAACGUCCGCAGCAAGCUGCAGCCACGCUGUAACCGACUGCGAUUCCUCCGAUUUUAUUGACACUGACAGAGAAUCGACGUCAGCAAAGCUUACCGAAGAAGCGUCGACUUUCACUAAAUUAGAUCCACUUUUUCCGCAAGCAUUUCGUCGCACUCCUCAAAGCUCCGUAGAUUCACCUCUUCCAAAAGUUCUCAACGUCAAAGACCUCGUCUAGAGUUUGCUGUAAACAUGUCAUUAAAGUACUUUGCUAGAUAAAGU